AUGUCAAUAGAUCAGGUUGCGCUACAGCUUCUGCGGAUCGCGCCGCUCGUCUCGUCCACCGCGGGUAUUAUGUGUGCCUGGGGCCAGCAUUUCGCCGUCUACUCAUUCAUCGACAAGACAGUUCCUCAGGAGCCAGCAGGCGCCACCUUGCCGUACUGGUUCCCCGUCCUCUUUUACCAGCUAACCUGGGCGGUGGGCAUCAUUCACCCACUCGGAGGACUGCUCGGCGUUUUGAACAGCUUUGGCCCCGCCAGCGAUACUCUCAAUUCGCAAGCACGCUACCUCUAUUUCAUCGGCGGCCUAUUCGCUGCCGGCCAUCUUGUCUACGGCAAAGCAGCCAUGCGCAUCAUCAGCACCAUCUGGAACGACCGUCUCCCGGGGGCAAAAAACCUCCGGGCGCUUUCGCCAUGGCUGAGGCUCAACUGGUGGAGGAUUCAUACCAAUAAUAUCCCCGCCUUCCUCUUUUUUCUGGCAGCCUUGUUAUCAGCUGUUAGACUCAAGGAGUAG
This is a messenger RNA of Truncatella angustata, 507 nucleotides long. RefSeq lists its product as uncharacterized. The transcript has a single exon. NCBI's taxonomy places the organism in Eukaryota, Fungi, Ascomycota, Sordariomycetes, Amphisphaeriales, Sporocadaceae. The coding region runs from base 1 to 507 and encodes 168 amino acids. The record is from RefSeq and is a predicted model, not a curated record.